CACCUGGCUCUGCCUCCCGAGUGCUGGGAUUAAAGGCGCGUGGCUCUACUGCCCAGCUAGGACAAGUUCUAUAAAAAUGAAAAGUAAAUAUGACCUUUGUUUGUUUUGCAGUGUUGAAGAUUGAACAUGCAGUAGGAUGCAGUUACCAAUAUUGACCCCAGAAGAGAGAAGGCUGACAAUGGGAAACAUUGGGGAAGUUACCAGAAAGCUGUCAUCAUCAAUGACAGGCUCAGUCGGUGUCACAGAUUCACUGACUAGUCCGUGGCUUUAUUGUCUUUGAGGACCCAAUGCCUAGCAGAGGACCAAAGUUUACAGGUUAAAAAAAUUUCCUAGAGAAGAAGGAUCAUAAGCACCAUGAUGGACUCAGAAGCGCAUAAUAAGAGGUCCCCAAUAUUGACCUCUUCAAGCCAGGAUUUGUCAACUCACAUCGCAGACGUGGGUGAGAUAAAGCAUUACUUCUGUGGCUGCUGCGCAGCCUUCAACAACGUGGCCAUCACAUACCCUGUUCAGAAGAUCCUCUUCCGGCAGCAGCUGUAUGGCAUCAAAACGCGCGAUGCCAUUCUCCAGCUGAGGAAGGAUGGGUUUCGAAACUUGUAUCGUGGGAUCCUCCCCCCACUGAUGCAGAAGACAGCCACGCUGGCGCUUAUGUUUGGUCUGUAUGAGGACCUGUCUCGCCUGCUCCGCAAGCAUGUGAGCAGCACCCCGGAGUUUGCCAUCAGAAGUGUGGCAGCCGUGCUGGCCGGGACAACAGAGGCCGUCCUCACUCCAUUAGAAAGGGUCCAGACUUUGCUUCAGGACCACAAGCACCAUGAUAAAUUCACAAACACUUACCAGGCCUUCCGGGCCCUGAGAUGCCAUGGAAUUGCAGAGUACUACCGAGGCUUGGUGCCUAUCCUCUUCCGAAAUGGAUUCAGCAAUGUCCUUUUUUUUGGCCUUCGGGGGCCCAUCAAGGAGCAUCUGCCUACCGCCACUACGAAUAGCGCGCACUUGGUCAACGACUUUAUCUGUGGAGGUGUGCUGGGUGCCAUGUUGGGAUUCUUAUGCUUCCCAAUUAAUGUUGUAAAAGCUCGAAUACAGUCUCAGAUCGGUGGGCCGUUCCAGUCUCUCCCCAUGGUUUUCAAGACAAUCUGGGUAGAACGGGACAGGAAACUGAUCAAUCUUUUCAGGGGUGCCCAUCUGAAUUACCAUCGCUCACUCAUCUCCUGGGGAAUAAUCAAUGCAACGUACGAGUUUUUGUUAAAGAUUGUAUGAUAAGGUCACUACAGGAAAUGUUUUUCUCAACCAACUAGACCUAAAGAGAACGCAACGUGGUUUUGCUCCUGAUUGGCUUAAAUACAGGUUGGCGUCAUUAAGUCCAGGCCAUAAUAAACUACGGACAAAACGUUGACGAAAACAAUAAAAGGUUUCAGUGGGCAGACGGCAGGGUUGUGGUUUGAUCAUUACUCAGGAGCUCUAGCGUUCCCUGGUAACUAGCCGCAUAUCUGAUGGUCUUUCCAAGGCAGCUGUCAGCCAGGAGAGAGGAAGGGCCUGGAGCCUUUUCCUCCCGGAAGGAAGGGGCUGCUAGGCUCCUGUAUGGAAACAUGGCCUACCCCAGUGCUGCUCAGGCUCCCUCUCACCUCCUUCACUGCUUCUGUGCUCUUAGAUCACCUUCAUUAAAGCCAAGCAGUGCAUGGUGGGCUGGAGCAGAGACAGAAGACAGCGUCUGGCUGGAUAGUUCCGGGAAUUGUUGAAGUUAGCUUUGAAACAAGAAGUGCUGUGGAGGUCGUCAUUAUCCAAACUCUUUAUUUAGAUUUGAUAGUGUUUAGCAGCUAACGAAAGCUUACAUUUCACUGUUUAGCUUUGAACAUUUUCUGUUUAAUUCUGAAUGUGACUUUAAGCCCUUCUAGGAUGUCCUUGUGCUUUCUUACUGAAUUCCUUGUCAGAAGAUAGGGUGGCCUGGUUAACUUCUGUCGUGUGCUUCAUCCUGGGAAGCAGGCACUGCAAGGUCUCCUGUUUCUGCUACUGUGCCAACGUAGCUGACCAGAGGGGCACUGCCCCUUGUGAGUAGUAACUGUCUUGUCUGUCUGUCCUGUUCCCGAUACUAGACUUUCAAAAAUAAACACUUCCAUAAAGUUUCUUUGGGGAGUCCGUUAAUACAAUUGCAGGGUUUUUCUUGGUUUCACAGUGCUGCAGAGUGAGGUGAGAAGCGGAGGGUGGUUUCCCAGUGCUCACUCUCCAUUUCUCUGGAAAGAGACUUCUUCAGGGUUGACAGUCUAGGAGCCCGGUUUACCACUGUGCCAUUAGAACAGCGGGAGAGGGGCUGGUCUAGCCUCGGCACCUGACGGCUGGAGCUCAGCUAGGUUUAACAGGCACAGACGGGCCAAGGAAUCAGUUAUUUUCUGGGUAAAUGUGACAUGACUCACAAGCCAACUGAAAUAACAUCCAUUCUGGAGUAGUAGUUUAUGAAUGUUAAAAAUCUGUCUGUAAGUACUAGAUAACUUGUUUCCCAGGAUUUGUCAUGAGAAGUCAGCUUACUUUUUUUUUUUUUUUUUUUAAUGGUGCUAGGGAUGGAACCCAGGCCCUUGUACAUCCUAGGCAAGUGCUACCCAUGAGCUACACUCCAGCCUCCCCAGUUUUGAUCCUUUGAGACAGGGUCUCAACAUGCAGUCCAGGCUGGUCUUGAGCUCACAGAGGUCCAUCUGGCUCUGCCUCCUGAGUGCUAGGAUUAGUUAAAGGCCUGAGCUGCCAAUACCUAGCAUCUCCAGUCUUUAAAGGUGUCUUACAGUUUUUCAUCCCUCUGGGUAAUUGCAUACAAGUAUGUGCUUACACCUACAAACUGAAAUCAGACCCUCAACUGGAGUUGGCUAGAAGUUUCUGGGGCAGGUAAUUCAAGACAGCCGUUUACCUCUACGCUAAAGCUGGUUAAGUAAACAUUCUUCCGGCUGUAAGGGUGGGGAGCCUAGGAAGCUUUGGGACAGCAGGAGAGGAGGUCGGCGGCUCUGGAGAACCCUGAUGGAAGAGUUUGUGCAGUGCAGUGCAGACAUGCAGGUGUGAGGACUCGGAAGACAAGAUUUGACCCAGACAAAUUGAAACGGAAGUACUGUGGCUUCGGUGAAGAUUUGAAAGGGGUAAACUCUCACAAAGGAAAGAUGGCACCGUGACUCCUGGCCCCGGGUUCACGUGCAACAUGAGCACCCACGGGCCUGUCCAGGGGCAGCUCAGGGAUGGUGAGUGACAGGGAUCACACCUUGGCUCUGGCCUGAGCUUCCUUGGCCUGCAGUGAAAUGAGCUUGUUUUCUCACACUCCGUGCAGGUGUGGAAGUUUUACGUGUAAAGCGCUCCUGUCGAGUACAGGAGAAUGAUGAGGACAGUGCUUUGGCUUGUGCUCUGUCAAUUAUGUGGCAUUUUAAAACAAUUACUAAAUUUCUUAAUGAUUUUUAACUCCUAAGCAUUUCGUCACUCUCCGCCGAGCUCUCCAAGACUAAACUGCAGUAUAUUCCAGAGGUGGCUUUGUCUCCUACCAUCUUAAGCUUGACAAAAAAACAAAAUUCAUAACUUGUAACCCACUUUGUCUGAACUUUUAUGCCAGAAUGUAAUUAAUAGAUUCUAACUAGUGUGGUGAUAUUUUUUACAGGCAUGAUUAAAGAACUCUCUGAAAAGCUUUAAAGUGACCUUUCUGUAAUGUGUGGGGCGCAGGUGGCUCAUGAGCACAGGACACUGGUAUCCUGUGUUUCUUAGCUGAUGCCAUCAGAAACACAUCAUGAGUUCCCAUUCCACACACCUCAGUGCCGGGAACCAUGAGGUCUGCGCCAGGGUUGACACAGCCUUUGCAUGUUGGCAAGUUGGUAUUUUCCUUCACUUGUGGUCAGAGACAUGUUUGUGCCUAUCAGCAUCCAUCUUGUGGUUGGUCAUAUAAUCACCUGCUAUAUAUUGUGACCUUGUGCAAUAAAGCAGAAUUGUGUAUAUAUAUAUACAGUUAUAUAUAGUUAUAUUCCUGUACCUGAGAUCCCUAAGCUCAAUUCCAAUGUAGAUAAGGCCACAAACUUGUAAGGCACAGAGGGCUGGCUUUGUGUGAGAGGUACCCUGAACACUGGUUGGAGGAGAUCAGUGCAGUGUGGGAUUCGGUCUCAGAAGAGGCCACAGACUGUUGGCAGUAAGGCACUCAUACCUGGUUUAUGUUAAAUGUAUUUUUUCUCAUGUACAAAUAAAUGCAUAUCAAAAACUUAAA
Messenger RNA from Peromyscus leucopus (white-footed mouse), 4207 nucleotides. It is a transcript of the gene Slc25a51, whose product is annotated as solute carrier family 25 member 51. The record is from RefSeq and is a predicted model, not a curated record. The transcript is spliced from 4 exons. Lineage: Eukaryota; Metazoa; Chordata; Mammalia; Rodentia; Cricetidae. The coding region runs from base 355 to 1251 and encodes 298 amino acids.